Messenger RNA from Rhinopithecus roxellana (golden snub-nosed monkey), 3330 nucleotides. RefSeq names its product lymphatic vessel endothelial hyaluronan receptor 1 (gene LYVE1). The coding region runs from base 410 to 1375 and encodes 321 amino acids. NCBI's taxonomy places the organism in Eukaryota, Metazoa, Chordata, Mammalia, Primates, Cercopithecidae. Gene Ontology annotation, biological process: cell adhesion. Gene Ontology annotation, cellular component: plasma membrane. The record is from RefSeq and is a predicted model, not a curated record. The transcript has 6 exons. Gene Ontology annotation, molecular function: hyaluronic acid binding; transmembrane signaling receptor activity.
UGAUGGACUCAACAGGCAGUAACAGUGAAUGGUGUGAGAACUGAGCUGCUGGGGGAGGAGGAACAGCAGGGAAUAUGGGAAUUGGGAGAACCUUUAGCAGUUCACACUGUGCUAUCUGCCUUCCUCAUUUGUGUGUUUUCUGAGUCAGCAUUAGCUAAAUUUUCCAGAAGACCAUCCACAAAGUACAGCCUGGGCGUUCAAGGGACGUCACUCAUUUCCCCCAGUGACCUUGACAAGUCAGAAGCUUGAAAGCAGGGAAAUCCGGAUGUCUCGGUUAUGAAGUGGAGCAGUGAGCGUGAGCCUCAGCAUAGUUCCAGAACUCUCCAUCCAGACUAGUGAUUGAGCAUCUGCCUCUCAUACCACCAGUGGCCAUCUGAGGUGUUUCCCUGGCUCUGAAGGGGUAGGCACGAUGGCCAGGUGCUUCACCCUGGUGUUGCUUCUCGCUUCCAUCUGGACCACGAGGCUCCUGGUCCAAGGCUCUUUGCAUGCAGAAGAGCUUUCCAUCCAGGUGUCAUGCAGAAUUAUGGGGAUCACCCUUGUGAGCAAAAAAGCAAACCCGCAGCUGAAUUUCACAGAAGCUAAGGAGGCCUGUAGGCUGCUGGGACUAACUCUGGCCAGCAAAGACCAAGUUGAAACAGCCUGGAAGGCUAGCUUCGAGACUUGCAGCUAUGGCUGGGUUGGAGAUGGAUUCGUGGUCAUCUCUAGGAUUAGCCCAAAUCCCAAGUGUGGGAAAAAUGGGGUGAGCGUCCUGAUUUGGAAAGUUGCAGUGAACCGACAGUUUGCAGCCUAUUGUUACAACUCAUCUGAUACUUGGACUAACUCGUGCAUUCCAGAAAUUAUCACCACCAAAGAUCCCAUAUUCAACACUCAAACUGCAACACACACAACAGAAUUUAUUGUCAGUGACAGUACCUACUCGGUGACGUCCCCUUACUCUACAACACCUGCCCCUACUACUACUCCUGCUCCAGCUUCCACUUCUAUUCCACGGAGAAAAAAAUUGAUUUGCAUUACAGAAGUUUUUAUGGAAACUAGCACCAUGUCUACAGAAACUGAACCAUUUGUUGAAAAUAAAGCAGCAUUCAAGAAUGAAGCUGCUGGGUUUGGAGGUGUCCCCACGGCUCUGCUAGUGCUUGCUCUCCUCUUUUUUGGUGCUGCAGCUGGUCUUGGAUUUUGCUAUGUCAAAAGGUAUGUGAAGGCCUUCCCUUUUACAAACAAGAAUCAGCAGAAGGAAAUGAUUGAAACCAAAGUAGUAAAGGAGGAGAAGACCGAUGAUAUCAACCCUAAUGAAGAAUCAAAGAAAACAGAUAAAAACCCAGAAGAGCCCAAGAGCCCAAGCAAAACUACCGUGCGAUGCCUGGAAGCUGAAGUUUAGAUGAGACAGACAUGAGGAGACACACCUGAGGCUGGUUUCUUUCACGAUCCUCACCCUGCCCCAGCUGAGGAAAUCAAAAGGGCCAAAGAACCAAAGAAGAAAGUCCACCCUUGGUUCCUUACUGGAAUCAGCUCAGGACUGCCGUUGGACUAUGGAGUGCACCAAAGAGAAUGCCCUACUUCUUAUUGCAACCCUGUCUGGAUCCUAUCCUCCUACCUCCAAAGCUUCCCAUGGCCUUUCUAGCCUGGCUAUGUCCUAAUAAUAUCCCACUGGGAGAAAGGAAUUUUGCAAAGCGCAAGGACCUAAAACAUCUCAUCAGUAUCCAGCGGUAAAAGGGCUUCCCGGCUGCCUGAGGCUAGGUGGGUUGAAAACCAAGGGGUCACUGAGACCAAGGCUUUCUCUACUGAUUCCACAGCUCAGACCCGUUCUUCAGCUCUGAAAGAGAAACACGUAUCCCACCUGGCAUGUCCUUCUGAGCCCAGUAAGAGCAAAAGAAUGACAGAAAAGUUUAGGUCCUGAAGGCCAUGGAGAUUCUCAUAACUUGAGACCUAAUCUCUGUAAAGCCAAAAUAAAGAAAGAAAUACAACAAGGCUGAGGAAACCGACAGAACACUGUCACCAGGGACUGUAAACACAGACAGGGUCAAAGUGUUCUUCUCUGAACACACUGAGUUGGAAUCACUGUUUAGAACACACACACUUACUUUUUCUGGUCUCUACCACUGCUGAUACUUUCUCUAGGAAAUAUACUUUUAUAAGUAAUGAAAAUAAAAAUUUUUAUAAAUUUCUAUUUUUAUCUGAGUUACAGAAAUGAUUACUGAGGAAAAUUACUCAGUAAUUUGUUUAAAAAGUAAUAAAAUUCAAAAACAUUUGCUGAAUAGCUACUAUAUGUCAAGUGCUGUGCAAGGUAUUACACUCUGUAAUUGAAUAUUAUUCAUCAAAAAAUUGCAUAUAGUAGAAUGCUAUCUGGGAAGCUAUUGUUUUUUUCAGUUUUGAUAUCCCUAGCUUAUCUACUUCCAAACUAAUUUUUACUUUUGCUGAGGCUAAUCUUAUUCAUUUUCUCUAAUAUGGCAACCAUUAUAACCUCAAUUUAUUAUUAACAUACCCAAGAAGUACAUUGUUACCUCUAUAUACCAAAGCACAUUUUUAGAGUGCCAUUAACAAAUGUGUCACUAGCCCUCCAUUUUCCAGCAAGGAGGGCCUGAGAGAGGCAGAAAUAUUUGUGACAAAAAAUUAAAGCAUUUAGAAAACUUCUUUGCUCUCUUAUUUACACAGAUGCAUUAUACCUUUCAUGUAAAAUUAAAGUGAGGACCAGAUCAUACCAUAUUGUUUGCAAAAAUAAAAGGGACAACAUUGGUUGUUAAAAUACAAGCAUAUGUCAACCAAACAGCAUAUAUCAUAUGGGGCUACUCAUGCUCCAAACAUUUUAUUUUGAGUUGGCCAAGUACAUACACAUUAAACAGUCCUUUACUCGAGAUGCUGGCCCUACAUUUCCAUCCAUUUCAGAAUUCACCAGGGAGCUAAAGAUUCAGGAUGGCUCACUUGUCUUACUUUUGACAGCCCUGCUUCUCUAGUUUUCUCUUUCCCUCCCCCUUAGACUGCUAAUUAUCUUCUUCCCCUCACCAGUGACCCCCACAGCUCCGUGGUUCCUUUAGCCCAGAUGCCACAACCUACUGGCAUAAUCUUUUUCAGUUGGCCCACGGAGUAUAAUCUUAAAAUUUGGUUUCAUUGCCAGGCACUAAAAAUCAAGAGAUUUCACAUGUUUACAUUUCUAGGUUCCCUCUAAAAAUGGAAAGAUCUGGAAGUAAAGAACCCAUGUUCCCUCAUAGCAAUCAUUAUCUGAUACUGAGUAGUGGCUGUCCCCUUUCAGUGGGGUCUGCUCUUUCUGUUUCAGCACAGUCCCCAUGAGUCUCUAUUGCACACUCAUGCCAAAGUAAAGGUGUCCUUUCCUAUGAA